CAUCGGACUGCUGAGUAUUCUCCUCAUCUCCCUGCGCUUCAACUCACCGUCACCCUGGAUAGAGGGGAGAGAGAACUUACUGGAUGAACUCGAUGAAUUGACACUUCAGGGCUGGAUGCUUCACGACAAGAGUCUCUACCGUGUUUCUACUACGAAGAAGGGCUGGAGGGCCAGUAGAGAAGACUGUCAGAAGAGAAAGGCAGACCUGGUGGUCAUCAACAGCAGAGAAGAACUGGCGUUUGUCAGCAGAUUGAUGGGUUCUUCCUGGAUUGGACUGAGUGAUCGAGAGAAGGAGGGGACCCACAAGUGGGUGGAUGGUAACCCCAUGACCUCAAGUUGGAGACACGUUAAACCACGCGAUGACGGCGGAGCAAGAGACUGCGUCGUAGCAGGGGAGGACGGCUGGUCUGAAGAGCCGUGUAACAGACUGCACCACUGGAUCUGUGAGAAGGUCCUAGACCUGGAUCAUCUGGAGGCUGAGCGGAACAAAGAGGGUUCAGUGAUGCCCACGGAGGAGGAGGAGGAGGCCCCCAGCAUCACAGAGUUCCACUCCUCUACCCACGUGUUGCCCGUGGGCCAAACGGCCCGCUACACCUGCCACGCCGGCGGCACGCCGGAGCCCACAGUAGAGUGGCUCCACAACGGCAGGCCCCUGGAGAGGGACGGCACAGACGACCAAUCAGAGGCCUGGGUGGAGAGGGGCUUCCUCUUCGUCAGAGGUGGGAGGUACGGCGUGAACACGGUCUGCUGCAUGGCGAGCAACAGUGCUGGCACGGCCAAUCACAGCGCUGAGCUGCUUGUCUUUGAUGCCUGUGACCUCACACUGGACCCCAACACGGCCAACGGACACCUCCUCUGUCUGAGGACAACAGGAUGGUGA
This is a messenger RNA of Gadus chalcogrammus (walleye pollock), 880 nucleotides long. Its product is annotated as CD209 antigen-like. The coding region runs from base 116 to 880 and encodes 254 amino acids. The record is from RefSeq and is a predicted model, not a curated record. The transcript has 7 exons. NCBI's taxonomy places the organism in Eukaryota, Metazoa, Chordata, Actinopteri, Gadiformes, Gadidae.